AUGAUUUCGCUAGUGGUCUGCGGCCUCGUAAUGCUCGUAAUGACCGCCGAUUUCUUGUGCACGUUGCGCUAUACGUCAGUCGCUCUGGAAAAUGUACGUAUGGGCAAAAACCAAUCAGCAAUCGAUCAGACUAGAGGGCAUGGUGUUAACGUGCAUAAAGGCGAGGGAGAUGUUCGUGAUAGUAGCUACAGACCGCCACCUCCUGCCAGCAGGGACAGCUUGUUCUCGGCUGACGACGUGAAGCGCAUGGAGAAGCAGCUCAUAUACACGAUCCACGAGAUGGCGCAGCGGACAAUUGACAAGCGGGGUAUUGUGCUGCCACUGUUCGACGACAUUGCAACGCUGGGCGUGUCUUUGAUCUUGGAGCUGCGAGCGAUGGACGUGCUUUUACCAAUCGAAAUACCGCAUUGUGGAGAUCUGAAAGACUCGACGAUUCACAAGGUUCUGGAAAAAGAAGAAGUGGGUGUGCUGCACUUCUAUGAUGUUUGUGAACUCGCGUCAGAGACCGUCAGCUUGCGGGAUGCGUCCGUGAAGGUGUUUUGUGAGAGUCUGAGCAACUGCUAUGAGUUGUUCCGAAGCUUUGACAUUAAGAUACUGGCUGUGAUUUUAUCGCGGUUUGAAGAAGUUAUGCUGCUGGAUGCCGACACGUUGUUUUUCGAGAGCCCCAUGUCGCUUUGGCAUACGGACAAGUACCUGAGUACGGGCACGCUAUUCUUUUAUGACCGAAUCGGUUCCGACGUAAAUUUCUUGGCUAAAGCCGUCGAUGGUGGCAAAGGUGAUGUGCGGGAAAUACAUGACUUUAUGUCACGGUUCGAUGUGUCGCCGUUUGAGCCGUUGGGUUACAUCAAACGGCCAAAGGCAACAAGCAAGAACAUGGUGCCGGUAAAGCUCAAAUUCUCACCGAGCGAGCAUUUGCUGACGAGUCAUUCGUGGAACUACCGCGCAGGCCACGAGCUGGACUCGUCGCUGUUAUUAUGGAACAAGAAGCGGCAGCCACGAGCAACAGCAAUCCUAGGAGCUUUUAUAGCGAUCAACCGCAUCGGCGAACCACCUUCUUACGGGGAUAAGGAGCUGUUUUAUGUGGCCGCCGAGCUGGCUGAGACGCAGUACGCGUUUUCUGAUUUUGGAACCGGAGGCGCGGGUUGGGACUUUCGCGACUAUGGUCCCGGCAAGUCGGUGCUUUGCGGCAACGCCGCGCAUUAUUACCCCGUAAAAGCGAAGGAUGAAAGGCUCGUUGCUAAUGCUAGCGUGCUGUACCUCAAUAGCGAUGACAUUCUGGUGUAUGAUCCCAAGAAUAAGCCCGUGUUUUAUACUCAGGCGCGACUAUGCGAUGUGUAUCCGGGUUCUGUCACGGAGCGGGGUUUGGGCAUAUCGUGUCCGUUCGACGUGACGGGUGUGCGCUUUUCUCCUGAGCAGGAGGAUCACAUGCUGCUACGUCAGCACUUCCAUGAGAUCGCUAAGGCCUGGGUGGAGUAG
This is a messenger RNA of Peronospora matthiolae, 1476 nucleotides long. The record is from the annotation of a GenBank genome assembly. Lineage: Eukaryota; Oomycota; Peronosporomycetes; Peronosporales; Peronosporaceae.